UUUAUUAUUUCUUUUGACAUUUACAACAGUGUUGGUGUAAUUAAGGAAAACCAGCUAGCUUACCAGCGGUCCACAUGACACCAUUAAAGAAAACUCAAAAAUUCAAACCAUUUUCAACGUUACUGCAUUGUUCAAAUCAUCUACAGGAAGAUUUUCUUUCAUUUCAUAUUUAUAUAUUAUCUUCAAUCAACUAAAAAAUUGAUAUUUUUGGAUCUCUCUUUCUAUAUGCAUGUGUUUGUAUAUAUAUAUGUGGGGGAUUGUUGAUUCGUGUGCAAUCGUUGAAAUUCACCAACUGGGUCUCUCUUCUCUUUCUGGGUGUGGCUGUUUUCUUGUUCUACAGAUACCCUUUUCAUCAUUCUGAGGAUAUGGCUGAAGCAGCUCCCAAAUCCAUUUAUGAUUUCACUGUCAAGGAUAUUCGCGGGAACGACGUGAGUCUGAGCGAUUACAAUGGGAAGGUUCUUCUGAUAGUGAAUGUUGCAUCAAAAUGCGGUCUAACACAUUCCAACUACAAGGAAUUGAAUGUUUUAUAUGAAAAAUACAAAAGCCAAGGGUUUGAGAUUUUGGCAUUUCCUUGCAACCAGUUUCUAGGACAAGAACCAGGAAGUAAUGAGGAAAUUCUGGAAGCUGCAUGCACCAUGUUCAAAGCUGAGUUCCCGAUCUUUGAUAAGGUUGAGGUGAAUGGCAAGAACACGGCACCCCUCUACAAGUUCUUAAAGUUGCAGAAAGGUGGGUUAUUUGGUGAUGGCAUCAAAUGGAAUUUCACAAAGUUUCUGGUGGACAAAGAAGGGAAGGUUGUGGACAGAUAUGCUCCUACCACAUCACCUCUUAAAAUUGAGGAAGACAUCCAAAAUCUGCUGGGUUCAGCCUGAGUUUCAAGGUUCAAGAACAUAGUCCAUCUUUUAAUGAGAAUAAAAUUGUUAUCACCUUGAAGUACAAUGCAUCUAGGAGAAAAUGGAUUGCAAAGUGUUCUAGAUUUGUUGGUUGCAGUGUGCUAAGAUCCCAAUCAAACUGGAUGGUUACUGGGAAAACUCUUGUUUGUUUUCUUUUAUAUUUUAUUCAUCUCCUCAAUCAGAAAAUCCUGAUAUAAAUGCUUGUAGUUACUUGUGUUCGUUGUUAAGAUUAGUAAAAUGCGCUUUUAGGCUUCA
Messenger RNA from Vitis vinifera (wine grape), 1145 nucleotides. Its product is annotated as probable glutathione peroxidase 2. The record is from RefSeq and is a predicted model, not a curated record. Gene Ontology annotation, biological process: response to oxidative stress. The transcript is spliced from 6 exons. Gene Ontology annotation, cellular component: cytosol. NCBI's taxonomy places the organism in Eukaryota, Viridiplantae, Streptophyta, Magnoliopsida, Vitales, Vitaceae. The coding region runs from base 366 to 869 and encodes 167 amino acids. Gene Ontology annotation, molecular function: glutathione peroxidase activity.